GAUGGAUCAUCUCUCACUCGCCGUCUGGGAGCUGCCCCACCUCUCUCUUUGUGUGCACCCUCAAGGCAGCACCUCACGAGCAACACAGAAUCCCGAUCGCUUUCACCACAAGUGCGCUGCUUGUUCAGAGCCAAUGCGACCCAAAAGGUCGGGCGGGCCAGAAAAACACACACAGCACACGCAAGCGGCCGCCACAUGAAUGGAAAGUACACACACGCACCCGGCCGGCCGGCCGGCAUUAUACACACACAUAGCUCAAAAAAGAAAGAAUCCAUCUUCUCCCUCCUUGUUAGCCGUUAGCCACGAUUGUCACCUUUACCCUGUCUGUCUGCCUGUCCAUCUGCCCCGCCCUCAAAACAACCCAGCAAUCACACUCCCCCCAGCACACACUCCCCCCCCACAAACACGCACACGUCCCUUCCUCCCUCCCUCCCUCCCUCCCUGCCUUUAGCCAGUGGUGAUCCUCAAGAGCGGCACUGGUCGUGGAAGGAUGAUUGGCUCGGUGCGUACAAGUGUCAGCUUGCCGGUGGCCUUGUCGCGCAAGUAAGUGUUGUUCUGGACGUGGAAGCCGGUGACGAGCUGCCGGUGGACGACGGGCCGCUCUGCACGUCGAGUGGGCUCGGCAGCGGGCGGUUGGCGCGUGACGAUGAGGGGACGGACGCUGCCUGGUUUGGCGGCCGGGGGCGUAUUCCGUGCCAAAGUCGGGGCGACGGCGGUUGUGGGUGCGGGUGCGGGUGCGGGUGUCUGUGUGUGUGGGCCGGGGGCGGCACACAGCUGACGGCCUCCUCGGAAGAUGGCGGCGAUGGGCCGUGUGGGCCUGUGGGCGGCACUCAUGUGAGGCGGCAUUGGCGUGGCUGUGGGCACCUUAAGGUGGUGCGCGGGAGGGGGAGGGGGAGGGAAGUGAGAGGCAUGUCCGUGAUGGAGUGGCACGGCCAGCGGGUGGGCCAUGAGGUGGUGGGCGGGCGGCUGGUGACUCGGAGGCGCCAGCAAGGCGAGAGCUGGUGGCGGGCUCGGGGUGCCGUGCUGCCGUCUCGUUUCUCCGACCUCAACACGCACAUCCGCACUCAAAUGGUGGCGGUCCUCCUCCGAGUCGAGGUCGGGCCAGUCGUCGUCGUCAGGGCUCAGCUCUAAUGCAAACUGAUGCAGAGCGUCACGCACCUGCACACAAUCACACAAUCACAAUCACACAACGAGACAUGGAUGCACUGAGUGAAGUGCAGUGCAGUGCAGCGCAGCAGGGGCUGUGUGUGGGUGUGUGUGGCGCAUGUACUCACUCCGUUGGCAGCGUCUCUCGGGAAUGUCGCUGACUCGUCGUGGAACUGCUGGAUGAGCUCGACCAGAUCGUGGGGCACUGCUGCAUCGCUGCAGCACCUCAGCAGAGUGCGCGUGGCGCACCACACAUCACGGCCCAUGUCCAGUACACGCGGACCCUGCCACACACACACACACACACACACACAAAACACAACACAACACCAUAGUGAAUCAGUGCAUUGUCUCCAUGUAUGUGGACGCACUUACAUCUUCCUGUGGCGCGACGACCUGCCCCAGUGGCUGUCCGGGUGGGCGGCCGUGGCGCCCCGCCGCUGGGUCUCUCCUCAGCCUGUCGAGGUCGAUGAGGACCGGCUCGUAUGCUCCGUCAGCCGACUGGCGCAGACCAAUGUUACUCCCCUGCAGAGACAACCAACCAACCAACCAGCGGACACACAGCACAUGACAGCAUAUGACAUCACACGACAUCACAUCACAUGUGUGUGGCUGAUAUACACACAUUAACUACAUAAGCGCGUCUGUCUGUGUCACACACAGUCUGUGCGUUGCUCUCCGUUGGCUCACUUACGUGUAUGUCUCCGUGGACCAGCAAGUCGUCUUGGAGCUGCCCCAGAGCCGCACACAGGCCGUCGCCGAUCUGCUUGAGCGCGAGCAUGGCCUCGCGGGGCCGCCGGUGGGACAGGUCGACCUCCUGCAGCGUCACUGCAUCAUAUCAACGCAGACACACACACAACACGCAGAGAGAGAGAGAGAGAGACGAGGAUUGGUUUCGCCAUGCACAUGCAGGCAAGGGCAACUGACUUGCCUGCCUGCCUGCCUAACUGGCUCAUCCAUUCAGUUCAUUGGCUGCUUACAGUCGAUCCACUCCAUGCGAUAGGCCGUGAGGCGCUCGCCGUUGGGGCCGGGGAUGUGGUAGACGUCGUGGACGUUGACGAUGUUGCGGUGGGACCUGCCGUGUCGGCGGCAGCUGGCCAGCCACAGAUCGUUGCCCGUGUGGACGUACUCGCCCGCCUGACACAGGACAGCACAAACAGAGAGACAGUGACAGAAUCAACGAGGCUGCCCGCAUGCGUACCGGCGUGGCGCAGUCGUGGCCUUCAUGCAGUAUCUUGACGGCCACUCGACGGCCGCCCUCGUCCGUCAUCGCCACGACACUGCCGAACCGACCCACACGCACAGGCUCACGGCCGUCAAGCCGCAGACUGCACUCCCUCUCCAGCCAACCCUGGUCAGUCAAAAGACGCCGACACACUCAGGGAAGGGUCACUUCCGCAUGUGCAGCUAACUGUGAGUGACUCACCGUGGCCACGGCUAUGUCCCUCUCUCGCAGCUCUUCGGCGGCUUUGGCGUUGGCAGGGGCACCUCUGUCGGCCUGCAUGACACCGUAACAGUCCAUCAGCCCAUCACGACGACACUGCACAGAAUCAAACAUAUCAGUCAGCGAAACUCACCGUCAUACUUGCCGUCAUACGGGUGCAAGUCAGUCGUCAAUCAGUCAGUCAGUUUCGUCUCGACCGCUCGGCUCGACCUGAGUGCAAGCU
Molecule: messenger RNA, 2813 nt
Organism: Vitrella brassicaformis
Lineage: Eukaryota; Vitrellaceae
Source: the annotation of a GenBank genome assembly